CAGCGUGCAGGGCUGGACGUGAGGAUGGGGCACUCUUUGCUCUGUUUGCUGGGGUUAUUCUUGCUCAGUACAGUCAUCCAUGGAAACACUGAAGAACUUGGAGUGAAGGCCACUCUGACAGCAGACAGAUUAACCAUACCAGCAGGGGGCAGUGUGACACUGACCUGUGAUGUAAAACACUCUGCUGACUUUGAAUAUGACUGGUUCAGAGAACCCCGAUUAUACUCUAAUCAGAAGAUCGUAGUAGCUGAUGAAUCAAAGAGAGAACUUGUGACCUCUGAAGGCGGCAUCUACAACUGCAGAGGACGUAUAAAAGGGACAAAUUCAGGCUCAGAAGAAAGUGACUCAGUCAUCAUUCAGGAAACUGUUUCCAACAGGAUCGAUGUGAAACUGCAGCACAGCUGGUCUCAGAUAUUCACUGGUGAGACAAUCACUCUCAGAUGUGAGAUUCAGGGAGGUGAAGGAAAGGUGUGGAAAUAUGAAUGGACAGCACCCAACACAAACAGCCCUCCAACAUCCAGUGAAUACAGGAUCAGCAGAGUUUCAGUGUCCCACAGUGGAGACUACAGAUGUCGGGGUAGCAGUGACUAUCUCUUAACAGGAUGGAGUGAUGCCUUCAGACUGACAGUUUCAUAUAAACCAAAGGCCAAACUGAGAGCUGAUAACACAGCUGUUCCAGUAGGGGGCAGUGUGACCCUGACCUGCUCUGUGAACCCAUCAUCAUCAUCUGGAUGGAAAUACUACUGGUACAGAGAUGAGAAAUCCUCUGAAGCCCUGACCACACAAGAUGCAGUUUUCCACUCAAAUGGACAAAUCAGUGUCUCACAGGAAGGACUCUACAGGUGCAGAGGAGGAAGAGGAAACCCAGUUUACUACACAGAGGACAGCCAAGAAGUUCAGAUUAACACAACUGUAACUGUGUCAGGAGCUGACAGCUCUUCAUCUCCUGUGUGGUUGAUGGUUGGACUGGUUUGUGGAGUCUCUCUCAUUAUUAUUCUCCUGCUCUUGUUGUAUCGCUGCAGACAGUUUAAGUAUUCCUGCUUCACCAGGUGGAUCCAGUCUGAGAGUCACAGUCCGGGCUCCUCCACAAAUCAUGGAGUCAACCAGAAUGAAACUCAUGAAUACAACUCUCUUCAUCCUGGUGAUGCUAACCUCUGUGAAUCCAUCACACUAGAGGAAGACACUGGAACUGGUGCAGAUGAACCCCGAGACGUCACAUACUCUGUUAUUACACUUCAAAACUUUGGAAAGAAGAGGAAGCAUCAUAAACCAGAGCAGAGUGCUGUUUACUCUGAGGUGCAGACGGGAGCUGCAGAGGACAGUCUGAUGUAUGCUGAGGUCAAACAGCCCAAAAAAGAAAAAGCCAAGAAAAACAAAGGAAAAUCAAGUCCUGCAGCUGAUGCAGCAGUUUAUUCUGAAGUCACAUCAGGAAGCUCUCUCAGUCAGUGAGGAGAGCUGUAGCAGCAAAGCCAAGAAGAAGCUUUUUAUGAAGCCACUCUUGCUCCUCUGCUCCCCAAAUA
This is a messenger RNA of Oreochromis niloticus (Nile tilapia), 1520 nucleotides long. RefSeq names its product leukocyte immunoglobulin-like receptor subfamily B member 1. Lineage: Eukaryota; Metazoa; Chordata; Actinopteri; Cichliformes; Cichlidae. The record is from RefSeq and is a predicted model, not a curated record. Gene Ontology annotation, molecular function: transmembrane signaling receptor activity. Gene Ontology annotation, biological process: cell surface receptor signaling pathway; immune response. The transcript has 15 exons. Gene Ontology annotation, cellular component: external side of plasma membrane. The coding region runs from base 25 to 1449 and encodes 474 amino acids.